This is a messenger RNA of Beta vulgaris subsp. vulgaris (sugar beet), 2667 nucleotides long. RefSeq names its product transcription factor MYB3R-3. The transcript has 10 exons. Gene Ontology annotation, biological process: regulation of DNA-templated transcription. Gene Ontology annotation, cellular component: nucleus. Gene Ontology annotation, molecular function: RNA polymerase II cis-regulatory region sequence-specific DNA binding; DNA-binding transcription factor activity, RNA polymerase II-specific. Bases 511 to 2169 code for a protein of 552 amino acids. Lineage: Eukaryota; Viridiplantae; Streptophyta; Magnoliopsida; Caryophyllales; Amaranthaceae. The record is from RefSeq and is a predicted model, not a curated record.
AAAAAAAAGCACGCGCACGUUAAAUUUGGCUCAGCCCGUCCAACGGAACCUAUUGGGUCAGACGGUCUGACCCAAUAAUUUCACAUUAUAAAUAGGAGAGAAAAAAACCGUCAACGGUCCUCAAAUAAUAGGGUUUCUGAAAAAGUUAAAAAAAAAAAAAAAAUCGCAUAUCUUCUCAUAACGGCACCAAACGGAGACGUCGGUGAGCUCAUAGUAUUCGUUAACCUUACCUCUGGAAAUUUUUUAUUUUUUAACUUAAUUAAUUUCCUCAUCUGCUCCCUCUCUCUCCCUCUCUACCUUCAACGGGCAAAUAAUUUUCUCUCACUAUUUCUUCCCCUCUCUUUCUCUCUCUAAAAACUGCUGUUUUUUCCAACGGCAAUAAUUUUUCAGUUUGAUUCCCGCCAGUUCUCCAGAAGAGGUAAUUUAAUGGAAGUAAUGUUUUUGUUUGAUCUGAGAAUUGAAGGUUGGUAAUUGUGAUUAGGAUGUACGAUUUAGAAAAUUGUAGAAUUAAUGAAGGAGAUGGCGGAAGGUGAUUUGAAAGUGGAGGAGUGUUGUUUGGAGAACAAACAAUCAGCGGCUGCUUCGACGAGUUCAUUGGUUUCUGAGGGUAGUGCUAGUGUUAGUAUCAAGUCUUCUGGUGUUAGUAGCCCAGCUGCCACAUCGCCUUAUCAAAGGAGGACUACAGGCCCAAUUAGGCGAGCAAAGGGUGGUUGGACGCCGGAAGAGGAUGAAACAUUAAGGAAUGCAGUUUCCACCUUCAAGGGAAAGAGUUGGAAGAAAAUAGCUGAGUUCUUCCCUGAUAGAUCUGAAGUGCAGUGCUUACACAGAUGGCAAAAAGUUCUUAAUCCCGAGCUUGUUAAGGGACCAUGGACUCAAGAGGAAGAUGAAAAAAUUAUUGAGUUAGUGGCAAGGUAUGGGCCAACAAAGUGGUCUGUGAUAGCAAAGUCUUUACCAGGGCGUAUUGGAAAGCAAUGCCGGGAAAGGUGGCACAACCAUUUGAAUCCAGAUAUAAAAAAGGAUGCUUGGACAUUGGAGGAAGAAUUAGCUCUCAUGGAUGCACAUCGCAUAUAUGGGAAUAAGUGGGCUGAAAUAGCCAAGUUUCUACCUGGAAGGACUGAUAAUGCUAUAAAAAAUCACUGGAAUAGUUCCUUGAAGAAGAAGCUAGAGUUUUAUUUGGCCACCGGCAAACUCCCGCCCGUUGCUAAGAAUAAUCUUCAGAAUAAUGCACGCGUUACAGAGAGACCUACUUCUAGCGGGAAAUUGAUGGCUGGUUCGAAUAAAGAAUCCGACUCAUCUGCUCAGACUUCCUCAUGUGCUACAGAUUUCCAGAAACCGGAAGACACAAAAACCAAGUUGGAUCAAUCAAGCAAACUUCAAGAAUUGGGUCCGUCCAGUUGUCCAGCUGAUGAGUCUGCUGAUUCAGGUGUUGUGGAGCGAUCAUCAUAUAUAGACUUCAGGUGUAGUAAUUCAAAUUAUUUACCAUUGUUUGAUAGAUGUGGGAGUGCUGAAAGGGCUGAGAAAAACGAGGGUGUCGUUACACCUAUGCCGCAUGUAAAUUCAAUUUAUGGGUCAUUGUACUAUAAACCUCCAGAAGACAAUAGUUGUAGUCCAUCAGAAUCAAGCAUAGCCAAUAGUUCCACGCAGCCUGAUUGCAGCCCAGCACCAAUCACAUCACAAUUAGGUUUCUUCACUCCACCUUGUGUGAAGAGCAAUGGCGCUUCUGUGCAUAGCACAGAAUCUAUAUUAAAAAAUGCAGCCAUGACUUUUCCUAAUACUCCUUCCAUAUUGAGAAAGAGAAGGGCCCAACUUCAAAUUCCUCAUACCCAAAAUAAUGGAAAAUCUGAUGAAGCUUCCUGCAAACAUAGGUGUUCGUCCUCAAUUGAACAGCAAAGUGCAAUUCAUCAAUCUGGGUACCAGGAGGGAGGAUUGGUUCCGACUCCACCAUCUCAUACCUCUGUUGUGACCGAAUUUUGCAAUGGAAAGCCUUUUAAUGCAUCUCCACCAUAUCGGUUAAGAUCAAAACGCACAGCUAUUCUGAAAUCUGUGGAGAAACAGCUGGAAUUCACAGAAAAAGAGAAGGAAAGCAACGCCACAUCUAUAGACUUCCAGUUCAGAGGCAACACUCCUAUCAGAGAACGCAUAUCGCAUACAAAGAUGGGGGUGACCUAGUGUUUGUGAUGUGGAAGAAUAAUAUCUCAUUCUUACAUCUCGAAGGCCAAGAAGUUGGAGAGUUGUAUCAAACACCCAAUCAGGCAUCUUUGAGGAAAUAUCUUGUCUCAGAGAAAAGAGAAUAACAGGAGCCGUGUACAUUAAAAGCAUAAGCAGAAUGUUUAUGUGAUUUCUCUGCUGACAACAGUGGUUCAAUUGUUUAUACAGAUAGAAGAACAAAAGCUAAGUUACUGAGUACCAAUGAUUCAAUCACAGGAGAUGAUUUUUGCCGCAUAAUUCUUGCCCUUGUUUUGUCGCAAAAAAUACAUCUAAGAUGGGAAGGCACUUGUCAACUUGUGCUAUUAUGGAAUGUCCUCUCUAACUAGCUUGAUACUAACUUGUAGGUCGACUAUUCGGAUCCGAUAGUUUUUCUAAUACUGCCCACUUCAGUAGAUAUGUGCUAGGGAAAUAAUUAUCAUUUUUGUUUAAUUUUUAUGUAUUCUAUAUGCCUAUUGAUCA